Messenger RNA from Punctularia strigosozonata HHB-11173 SS5, 1653 nucleotides. RefSeq lists its product as uncharacterized. The transcript has 6 exons. Lineage: Eukaryota; Fungi; Basidiomycota; Agaricomycetes; Corticiales; Punctulariaceae. The record is from RefSeq and is a predicted model, not a curated record. Bases 1 to 1653 code for a protein of 550 amino acids.
AUGUUCUUCGGGCCCAGCUGGCCAUGGUGCCGCACCUGGGUCUGCCCCGCUGCCCGCGUCGGCGCGAAGAGCGCUCUGCUGCAGCGCGACAAGAGUCCCGACAUGGCGAGGCGGAGAAGAUACUACUGGAACGACGUCUGGAAGCCGGGCUUUCCGCAUGCAUGGGGUUGGUGGAUCGCGGCUGUAUGCGCGCCGCCGAUCUGGGCAGGCGUCAUGCUAGGAUGGAUGGUCGCCAGCGUACUGGUGAAGAGGACGUUGCGCAGGAGACGGGGCAGGAGGGAAGAGCAUUACGUGCUGAUCGGGGACGGGCCGCCUGGCACCGAUGAAGAGCAAGAGGUGCGGACAACAAAACCGUGGCAGAGGCAGGACGCAGGAUGGUGGGCGAGGGUCGCCUUCUACGGCGUCUGGGUGUUGUUCGGACUAUAUGCGCUGUGGACGUACGAGCAGGCGGACGACAUACGGUACAGGGCCGCGAUCCGGCAAGCGCAGGCCAAACCAAAACCAAGUGGAUACGGGCGCAAUGAAAAACUGUUUAUCGCUGCCCUGUUCUACAACAACGCCGCUAUCGUCCCCGCAUGGUCCGACUCCCUCCUCGCCGCCAUUCCUUACUUUGGCACCGAGAACGUUUUCGUGUCCAUACUCGAAUCCGAGUCAAGCGACAACACGCCGGAACUGCUUGAGCAGCUCGCAUCGAGGCUAGACGACAUGGGCGUCCUCCAUCGCAUCCUUACUCACGAUACGGUCGUCCGUCGCCCGGAAAACAACGAAUGGAACGCGCGCAUCGGUCAUCUGGCCGCACUGCGCAACCGCGCGCUGGAGCCACUCACCUCCGGGUCAGCGAGCGUCGGCGGCGGCUGGGACCGCGUCGUGUUCUCCAACGACGUCUAUGUCACGCCCGAGAGCUGGGUCGAGCUGCUCGAGAGCCGCGGUGGCGACUGGGACGUCGUCUGCGGGCUCGACUUCAACCACUUUGGGCUGUACGACGCCUGGGUGAUCCGCGACCGAGUCGGCGGCCUCGCAGCCGGAAUAUGGCCCUACUUCUUCGACAAGGCCUCGCGUGAGGCCGUAGAAAAGUCGGAGCCCGCCCCGGUGUUCGCAUGCUGGAACGGAAUCAUCGCGAUGCAGGCCGAGCCGUUCCUCCCGCCGCACCUUCGACGAAACAAGACGUUGUCCGCGACACCCUUGUCUUAUCCGUUGGUGGACUCCCAUCCGAUGGCGAGCGACCCGGACAUGGCGUUUGUCUACGAGGAUGGUCAAGAUACGACGGAGCAGGAUCGAUGGGCUGGGCGGGUUGGCCAGGGGAAAGGCGCCGCCGUAAGGAAGGGCCGGAGGCGGACGAGCCCGCAAGAGGCGCCGGCAUUGCACUUCAGGGCGGGCGCCCCGGGAGAGUGUUACUCGAGCGAAAGCUUCCUGGUGCCGUACGACAUGCGCCGGGUGUACGGGCUCGAGAAAGUGUACGCGAAUCCGAGGGUGGUGCUGGGGUACACCUGGAAAUACUAUGUAUACUUCAAGUACAUUCUUCGGCACUGGGCCGUGCGGUGGUUCGUCGAGAAGGUGUACGACGGUGCGUGGAUGCAGGACACGCGCAUGAUCGUGGGCAACGAGAACGAGGUGUGGAGGUGGGAUGGAGGCGAUUGCCAGCCAUGGUGGUGA